UUGAGUAGGUUGUUCCUUCAGCAAAUGGUCUUUUUUAUGAGCCUUUAUACUCCAGUUAACAAUUAAUCAAUUACAAAACUAGCUGACAAUUAUCUCAAUAAUUGAUUCAUCAUGAUUAAUCCGAUUUAUUUAUUUAAUUCUGACUGCUGUUUUCAUUGUGAACUCUCUGGUCCUCAUUCCUGCGCCUCUCCUUGACUCGCUGCAGGAAGCCCACGCCAUGCAGGAGAAAAUCUCGGCUCAGUACAGGAACGAGAUCGACAUGGCCAAGGCCCAACGAGACUACGAGCUGAAGAAGGCGGCCUACGACAUCGAAGUGAACACCAAAAAGGCGGAGUCAGAGAUGGCUUUUCAGCUGCAGGUUGCGAAGACGAAGCAGCGCAUUGAGGAGGAGAAGAUGCAAGUCCAAGUGGUGGAGCGCGCGCAGCAGAUCAUGCUGCAGGAGCAGGAGAUCACCCGCAGGGAGAAGGAGCUGGAGGCCAAGGUGAAGAAACCUGCCGAGGCCGAGCGGUACCGCCUGGAGAAACUGGCUGAGGCUCAGCGAAUGAAGAUGAUCAUGGAGGCAGAGGCUGAAGCUGAGUCUAUUAGGGUUAAAGGUGAGGCUGAGGCGUUUGCGGUCGAGGCGAAAGGUCGCGCUGAGGCGGAGCAGAUGGCGAAGAAGGCCGAAGCCUUCCGGGAGUAUAAGGAUGGAGCCAUGGUGGACAUGCUGCUGGAGAAACUGCCUCUGAUGGCAGAAGAGAUCAGCAGGCCUCUCUGUGAAGCCAACAAAGUGACCAUGGUGUCCAGUGGAGGAGGAGAUGUAGGUGCAGCCAAGCUGGCAGGGGAGGUUCUGGAAAUCAUGACCCGCCUCCCUGAAGCCGUGGAGAAGCUGACCGGAGUCAACAUCUCUCAGGUUUCUUCUCGAACAGGCUGAAGGGAAUCAGACCAAGAAGCUUCUUGGUAGAUCCGUGCUCCGUCGGGCGUGAUUCCUCCAUCGUAACGCCUGCGUCCUCACCUCUCACCUUCUGUGUCGCUGUGUCACUCCACUGGUUAGUUAUUGAUGUUGUUCGUUAUCUGAGUUAAAUAUUUAAUAAAUAUUAAUUUAUUUUGUGUUUUUAAAAAAUGUUUUCAUAAGUUUAAAACUGUCAAAUUGUUUCACAUAUGCAGUAAAGCAAAUUUUUAAAAUGACUUAUUUUGGCAUUGGCAAUGUUCAAAAUGACUAAAACAAAUUAUUUGCUAGUUUAUCCGAUCGGCUUUAAUCCCAGGAUGAUUUAUUGUUCAAAAUUAAGUGUCCUAGAAAAGGAAAAACUUUCAUCUGAAAAUGUUUAGAUAUUGGACUGAAAAUGAAUGUUAGAGUCUGUUUAAAACCCACAGAAAUGAAAGGUGACUCAAACUUUUGCGCGGAAUAGUUUUACCGCUUUAAUUUCACAGGAAUAAUUUUACUGUAUUUCUUACUAUAUAU
Messenger RNA from Gambusia affinis (western mosquitofish), 1438 nucleotides. Its product is annotated as flotillin-1-like. Gene Ontology annotation, cellular component: plasma membrane. The record is from RefSeq and is a predicted model, not a curated record. Bases 218 to 910 code for a protein of 230 amino acids. The transcript has 6 exons. NCBI's taxonomy places the organism in Eukaryota, Metazoa, Chordata, Actinopteri, Cyprinodontiformes, Poeciliidae. Gene Ontology annotation, biological process: regulation of receptor internalization; positive regulation of cell junction assembly; positive regulation of cell-cell adhesion mediated by cadherin.